Durusdinium trenchii is the source of this 2697-nucleotide messenger RNA. NCBI's taxonomy places the organism in Eukaryota, Dinophyceae, Suessiales, Symbiodiniaceae. The record is from the annotation of a GenBank genome assembly.
GAGGCCAGUGAGACAGUGAGACCCAGCGCACAAAGUGCAAAAAUCACAUCCAAAGCUUGCAGUUUGUCUGCCGGCCAUGGAGUCCCAGGAAGCCUACCAUUCGUCAGCCGGAUUUGCAAGUGUCUUGUGUGAGGCAGAGGAUGACUCUGAAUCGGAAGAGAUCGAAGAGGGACGACACGAGGACAUCGUCAAGGACUCAAGGACACAAUCGCGCUAUCAAUCUGACUGGUCAGAACGUGUGCCACGCUACCUCAAGCAGUCCGAUUCGCAGACAGCAGCAGCCCUCCUUCUUCUGCGUCAGCGGCAGAUAGCUCUGGGGGACAUGAUCAGUGGCGCUUGUCUAAAAUGCUUCACCGCAGACAUUGACAUUGAGGAUGAAACUGCAUCUGAAGAUGAGGAUCUGGCUGAUUUGCUUGGGAAGCGCAAACUUACACUGCACGAUUUUUCUGCCCGGCAGCAUUUGCUCAGACCAUUGAGGACUGACAGCGAGAAGACUUUUCAAGCGAGAAUCUCAAGGCGUUUUCCAUUGACGCGACUUUUCCGAGAGGCCACAUCCAAAACGCUGCUUGCUGAUGUUUUGGCAGGAGCCACAGUGUCAGUAAUGGGUGUGCCAGAGAGUCUUUCGUAUGCCCAAAUCGCUGGCCUACCCUUCGAAUAUGGAUUGUAUGCCUUGAUUGUGCCCCAACUGGUGUAUUCAUUCAUUGGCCAGUCCAGACAGCUGAUGGUGGGUCCAGUUGCCAUGCUCUCACUGCUGCUCCGGGCUGGUCUUGAGGGUGGUGUAGAUGAGUACCAAUGUCCCAUGUGGCACAAUCAGACCCACAGCGAGCUGGAACGGCAAAGAGAGGUCUGCCAAGAGAAGUAUAUAGAUUUGGCCAUAUUGCAAACUUUGCUGUCUGGGUGCGUUCUCACGCUGUGUUGCGUGUUGCAAUUGGGCUUCCUCUUGAAAUUCCUGGGUCACCCAGUGAUCAGUGGUUUCUCCAGUGGGUCUGCGAUUGUAAUCAUGAUGCACCAGUUGAAAAACUUCCUUGGGGUGAAGGUGGCAGAUUCGGAAUUUCCCAUCCUAAAGCUUGUGUUUUUUGCCAAGCGUGCUUCAGAAGGCCAGCCCAUCACACUGGGGUUUGGCUUGCUUUUCACAUUUGGUUUGGUUGGCCUGCGGAAGGUGGGCAUGAAAUGCGGCUGGAAGGUGCUGGGCUCUCUUGGGCCACUACUGAGCUGUGUUUGUGGUGUCCUUUUGAUUUACUUGUGCAAGCCCCUGCAGCAUAUCGAAGGAUUGGAGUAUAUGAAAGAGAUUCCUGGCGGGUCUUUGCCUUGCGCUUGGACAAUCUUCUCGAGAUGGACCUGGUGGGAUGUGAGAAGGAGUCUACCACUCUCUGUUUCCCUGGGUCUCAUAGGCUUUCUCGAAGCUUUUGCAACAGCUAAGAGCCUGGCGAAACGGCAUGGCUACGAAGUUGAAUCUGGACAAGAGCUGCUGGCUCUGGGCAUGUCGAAUAUUGCCGGCUCCAUCUUCACGUCAUAUCCGGCCUCUGGAAGCUUCUCUCGCAGUGCCGUAUGCAGUGCUAGUGGGGGUGUGACUCAGCUUUCUGGUAUCGUAUCAGUUCUGCUAUCGCUUUUGGCCCUGUUGUACCUCACUCCGCUUUUCUACUACCUCCCCAAGUUUGUGCUGGCUGCGAUCGUUGUGAGCUCCGUGUCAAAACUUGUGGCCUAUGACGUAGCCAUCAACCUGUUCAAAAUUAAAAAGAGUGACUUUGUGAUGUGGAUGACAGCCUUUGUUGGCACUCUUUGCCUUGGACCACUGCUGGGCAUCGGCUUGGCGGUGAUGCUCUCCUUGGCUGUGGUCAUCUAUGAGUCCGUACAUCCUCAAAUUCAGGUUCUUUGGCGCAUUGAGGGUACUUGUGGCUAUCGCCCUGUUCAACAGCAGGAUGCUGAUGGCACAUUUAUUGAUGGAAUUUUUAUCGUCCGUAUUGGUGCUUCUCUAUAUUUUGCCAAUGUUGCAUACGUUGAAGAAACCCUACGAACUUUGAUUGCCGACAUGAAUGACAUAAGUAGAAUUCAUUACCUUGUACUCGACUUCACGCCGGUUACAACAGCGGACUACUCGGCCAUCGAGGCGCUGAGUGAUGUGCUCCAAAACUUCCGGGAAAAAGGUGUUCAAGUGGCAUUUGCUUGCAUCAGCAUGCGCUUGGAGGGAGCCUUUGAACGCUUCGGCCUGCUGGACUCUCUUGGAGAGGAGUGGCGCUUCCACACUGUCCACGAGGCAGUCCUGCACUGCACCAGCCACUUUGGCGGUGGAAGCAGGCCGUCCCUUGAGCAGGAGAUGGAUAUUGCCUUGAGUGAGUUAAAGCGCGCUGAAGCUCGUGUGAAUGAACUGCGUCAGUUGUGGGCCGGAUCAGCUGCUCCCAAUGUUGGGAAGAGAUAGAGUCAUACAGACGUCUUCUACGUCUGUCACAGAGGAGAAAUUGUACAGACGUAGGAUGUAGAGGUUUCAGGUUUUAGAGUCUGUACCCACUUGGCUGGAAUCAGGCCACCUUUUUGGCAUGCCUUGCAUGCAUAUUUUCAGAAAUAUCGAUUGCGAUAGUUGGAACAGUGGAGUCAGCCGUCUUUGAGCUUACCAAAUGUAUACACGCAUUGCUCUUCUUGAUUGUUCUUCAAUGAUACUUGUCACCUGCAAUCAAGCUGUAAAGCAGCUCACGCUUUCUG